Molecule: messenger RNA, 3114 nt
Organism: Cololabis saira (Pacific saury)
Lineage: Eukaryota; Metazoa; Chordata; Actinopteri; Beloniformes; Belonidae
Gene: parp9
Product: poly(ADP-ribose) polymerase family member 9
Exons: 8
Coding region: 418-2751 (777 amino acids)
Biological process (GO): negative regulation of gene expression; positive regulation of type II interferon-mediated signaling pathway
Cellular component (GO): nucleus; cytoplasm
Molecular function (GO): NAD+ poly-ADP-ribosyltransferase activity; ubiquitin-like protein ligase binding; transcription corepressor activity
Source: RefSeq, a predicted model, not a curated record
GGGGGAUAAACUCACCCUCCUCUCUGCGGAAGCGCAGCACGGCCGUCCUGCUGCCGGGCUCAUAGUCCACCUCGCAGUCGCCACCGUUGGAUUUCUUACUUUGAAAGUAUUUCACUAACUUAUUUUUUAAUUUAGGUAUGUUUCCGUCUGGGAGCUCCACGAGCAGAGGGUAGGAGUAGGUGUCCGCCAUCGCCCUUGUGCCGGAGACACUUUCGGUUUUCUUUCUGCAGAAACGCGGCUCCGCUCGGCUGGUGCGGAGAGAUAUACUGGUGAAACCGGGACGGGUUUUCUGCACUUAUAUAAAAUAAUAAACUAUAACCCAGCCCACCGGGAGUCCGCACCCUGAGCGGUUUGCUCUUUUACUUUCGGUUUUACUCGUAGGGAGUUUCCAGACCAAAGCGGGUGUGUUUUGCAACCAUGGCCAGUUCACUACACAUCCCUCUUCAUGGACCUUCAGUUAAUAUUGUAAAGAAAUGUCAGGCUGAUCUGAGUGAUAUCCUUCUCACUAAAUUUGGAUGUGUGACCACCUUUGAUGGGGUGGAUUGUGAGAGUGAGGCCAGGAGUGCACAGCAACAACUGCCAACUGUUUUCGCUGAAAAACGGUUCAUUGUUCAGCUGCGUGGCGGUCCUCAGGUCUCUGUGUGGAAGGCUGAUCUUACCAGUUUUACCGCUGAUGCUUUGGUGAAUGCUGCUAACACCUCUCUACAGCACUCUGGAGGCCUCGCUCAAGCUCUGUCUGCUGUUGGAGGUCCUCAGAUCCAACGAGAGAGUUCUGAUUAUAUCAUGAAGUAUGGUGACUUGAAGACAGGAGAUACAGUUGUUUUAGGUGCAGGAUCACUAACACAAUGUAAAAAGAUAAUUCACGCUGUGGGCCCACAAUUGUUCAAAAAUCCUAGUAGAUAUGACGUGAUCCAAGCUCAGCCGCUGUUAGAGAAAGUAAUUAAGAACAUCCUUGACGAAGUUGCAAAUCACCGUCUGUCAACUGUUGCCAUUCCUGCCAUAAGCUCUGGAUUGUUCAACUACCCCCUGCCACUAUGUGCAGAAACCAUAGUCGCAGCUGUGAAGAACUACUAUGAAUGCUCAUCCCAUCAAAGGAAUAUUCCAAAAGAGAUCUUCCUUGUCAACAAAGAUGAGCCCACCGUCAAGCAAAUCGAGAGAGCAUGCCAAAAGAUAUUUCCCCAUGGUACGGCCAUGCUACACAGCCAAGCACCAGGAGGAAACCUUCGUAGUGGUGACAAAACCUCCGCGCAGACUAUCCAGAUUGGGAAGGUUCUUUUGACUCUGAUGAAGGAUAAAAUUGAAGAACAACAAACAGAUGUCAUUGUCAACACAGCAUCGCAAGACCUAAACUUGACUGGGGGACAAAUAUCCGCAGCUAUAUUGAAGAAAGCAGGUCAUGGAAUGCAAAAAGAAAUAGAAAGAGUUCAAAAGAAGGGUAAAAUCAUCAUCACAGGCGGCUACAACCUAAACUGCAAAAAGGUCUAUCACACCUUUUGCAUUCGGAAUGCGGAGGCAGGAGCAUCAAAGGUCCUUUUACAGUCUGUAAAAGAGUGCUUACACACAGCAGGGGCAAAUCAGUACACGUCAAUCGCCUUUCCUGCAAUCGGCACUGGGAAUCUCGGGUUCUCUAAUAGAGAAGCUGCCAAGAUUAUGCUGCAGGCAGUGGAGGAAUUUGCCCGAAACUUUCCAAUGACAUUGAAUGUUUUCUUUGUCAUAUAUCCAUUUGACGAUUCUGCAUUCCAGGAUUUUGAAGACCAAAUAAGAAAUUUGAAGCAAGAAAAAUCACGAUCCAGCGUUGAACCUGCAUUUGAUGGCAGAAGUGAAGUCCACAACAAAGGACCCCUGGAGCCACGCAUCAGUCUGUCUGCUCUCUCCCCUGAAUCAGCAGAGGAGGCUGAAAAGUGGCUUCAGGACCUCCUCUACAACUCCCAGCCCUUCGUCAAUAUCUGCAACAACUUCAUCCUGCACUUUGGCAAGAAAGAAUUUCAGCGUCUGUCUCGUUUAACCAAAUCGGGGGUUUCCAUCGAAGAGUUUCUGACACAAGGUCAUGCGUGCCUGAAAGUGGAGGGGCAUUCAAGGGAAGAGAUUGUCAUUGCUGCGUUGCAGGUGGAGAAGAUGCUCUGCGACAUCCAGAAGGAGUUUGUGUCAGAGGAAGAAAGGGAAUUGGGUCUACUGUCAAACAAGAAUACGUCCUUUGAAAGAAUGAACGUGGGUUUGAAAGAUAACCCACGCUCAGACUGGUCGUCUGCCUUUAGAAGUCAGAAUCUGGGGGUAUUAAAGGUGGAGAAAGUGGAGAACCCUGCACUGACGUCUCUGUUUGAGCUCAAAAAGAAGCAACUGAACUGUUCCCAUCCUCCUGAGACAAUGUUUCAGCGCGUGCCAGCACAGUUCUGUGAGAUGAUCAACCGUAUUGGGUUCUAUGCAGAGUGUGCGCCACCUGAUGACCCGUUGUUUGGGGAAGGCAUCUACUUUGCUCGCACAAUAAAGAAGGCCAUGGAACUGUGGAGACAGAAGAACGAAAAGCACGUUUACUUCGUGCAGGCAGAUGUGCUGACAGGAAAGGCCACCCAGGGCCGCCCAGAGCUCAUUCUGCCUCCUCCUGUGGGGACGGACCCCGACGUCAUGUUUGACAGCGUCAGCGGAGGAACUGAUAUCUCUGUCAUUUUUAGUGGUUAUCAGGCCCUGCCCCGGUACAUCAUAACCUGUGCAAGAGUGGGGAGUGAUGGUUUCAGUGUUCAUGCUGGGAUUUAGUAUUUUUUGACGCAGCUGAAUUCUUUACAUUCUUCUGCAAGUUAAAAAACCUUUUCACACUUGAUCAAAGAUGAGAUGUAAUGUAGUUUGAAAAACAAGAAUCUUUAAAAUUAUAUCCUCACUUCUUUCCUUGAUUCUUUUAAUGUCACGUAUACCUCUGAAGUCAUUUAAUUCUUUUGUAUUUUGAUUAUUAGAAAACAUUAAUUGCACAAUGAAAAAAACCUGCACCGCCGUAGAACAGAAGACUCAGUGAUGUCAUUUUAUUAUUUCUUCUCAUGUACUUUAUCUUGAGAACCAUGGCAUCUCAUCACGGCUGACUUUCUUGUUUAAAAUUUUGUAAUUAUUUUUUUAAGUAGUACAGUA